AUGCAGAGGGGAAUGCCAGGUAGGACGCACCAUUGGAAUGGUGGCCAAGACACUUGGACCACCCAAUGCGUCUGGCUAUGGGUCCCUGUUGGAGGAGCGAGCUGGGGCUGGAUGCUAGGAAAUUGGGAGGAGGAAGAGAAGAGGGAGGGCGAUGCAAUUGCUGGAGCCGAGCGAGACGCAGCCAAAGCAACUGGAGGUGAGGCAAACAGGACCACAAUACUGCGAUCUAGCGGGAGCAAGGAAUGCAAGCGAAUGAUACCAUACAAACUUGGAGAAGAAUACACUGCGACGCGUGCGAUGACCCGCCAAGUUGUAGCGCUGGACGGAGUACCAAGCCAUGCCACACGGAGCGGCUACUGGGCACCAGGAGAGACAUCAAGACUACCCAACGUUCAUUCGCGCUGGUGCAGUACUUCCAAGGCGCGUGGUCGUGAAGCUUGA
Messenger RNA from Rhizoctonia solani, 441 nucleotides. RefSeq lists its product as uncharacterized. Lineage: Eukaryota; Fungi; Basidiomycota; Agaricomycetes; Cantharellales; Ceratobasidiaceae. Bases 1 to 441 code for a protein of 146 amino acids. The record is from RefSeq and is a predicted model, not a curated record. The transcript has 5 exons.